Closterium sp. Naga37s-1 is the source of this 6543-nucleotide messenger RNA. The record is from the annotation of a GenBank genome assembly. NCBI's taxonomy places the organism in Eukaryota, Viridiplantae, Streptophyta, Zygnematophyceae, Desmidiales, Closteriaceae.
AUGGAACGAAGCCGUCGAAACGCUCGCCGUGCUGGUAUGCUGAAGCUUCUGGCAGUGCUGACCGCAGGCAGCGUGCUACACUUCUACGAUACGGCGGGCAGCGUGCUACACUUCUACGAUGUGCGCACCACGCCCAAGCCGCUGCGCCUGGUGUCGCCAGACUCGCCGCCCGCCCUGCUCGCCCUCAAGUUCCGCUCCUCCACUCGCGUACCUCUCUUCGGGGACAACGUCUCCAUUAACGGCAUGGUGGCAGAUGAGGAUCACAUUCUGCUGGGGCUGUCCACUGGUCGCCUUCACCUCGUGUCCUGGCGCGGCCAGCUGCGUGGCACAGCAGACCUAUGGCGAAAGCACAGCAGGGAGGUGAUGGGGCCCAUGUACGUGCCAGAAGCCAACGGUCUUCCCAGCACGCCCCACUCGCCGCGCUCCUUCCCCCUCGCCCCCUCCUCCUCCUACCCCUACCCCGCCUCCCCGCCCGCCCCCUCCGCCGCCCCUCCCUCCACCCCGAACGGCCGCUCCAGCGCAGGAGCAGACACAGGAGGAGCAGGAGCAGGGGGAGCGGGAGGAGCAGGAGGAGUGGGAGGAGCGGGGGGAGGGGUGGCGCAGAUGGUAUAUUCCCCGGUGCUGCGGCUGAUAGCGGUGGUGCUGGUGGAUGGGCGCGUGGUGCUGUGCUCCACGGGCGAGAGGGGGCUCAGGCCCGUGGAGGAGGUGACGCCUGAGAAGUGGGUGGGCGUGGUGGACGCGGCCACGGUGGCUGUGGGCGAGAGACAGCAGCUGCUGGCGGUUGGUAGUCGGCGAGGCACCGUGGAGCUGUUUGAUCUGGCCAGGAGCUCGGCGCAUUUGAGAACCGUUUCGCUCUUCGACUGGGGGUAUUCACUGGAGGACACGGGGGCAGUGGCGUGCAUAUGCUGGUCGCCAGACAACCUGGCAUUCGCAGUGGGGUGGAAGCUGCGUGGGCUAGCCGUGUGGUCGGUCUCAGGCUGUCGCCUCAUGUGCACCAUCCGCCAAGGCUCCAUGAGCCUCCUCCCCCCCUCCUCCUCCUCCUCCUCCUCCUCCUCCUCCUCCUCCUCCUCCUCCUCCUCCUCCUCCUCCUCCUCCUCCUCCUCCUCCUCCUCCUCCUCCUCUUCCACCACCACCGCUGGUAUCACCAGUCCCCGGAGCUCCGCCGCAGGCUCGGACCCAACCUCCACGCCAGGCUCGGCAGCAGCCGGGUCCGCUACAGCCGCAGUGGUGAAGAGCAGUGAGCCGAUGGUGGGGGGAGUGGCGGCUGUAGCGUGGGGCGAGGAGGGGUACCAGCUUGUAGCAGCGGAAGCAGGGAUGGUGGGGGAGGUGUCGGCAGGGGUGAGGGGGCGGCAGGCGGGGCGGCUGGUGCAGUUUGCGUUUGCACGGCAGUGCUCGAGUAAGGCGGUGGCGGGGAGCUCUCAUGUGUGGCAGGCGAUGGCGGGGGCGGAUAGGGUGCUGCUGGUGCAGAGUAACGAGGAGGAGGAGCUUAGAGUGCAGCACCUCGUCAUCCCGCAAACGUACAUGGGGGUGAACUGGCCGGUGCGCCACGUGGCAGCGAGUGAUGACGGGUCGUACCUGGCAGUGGCGGGGCGGCGGGGCGUCAUCCUGCACAACCUGCGCUCCAACAAGUGGCGCGUGUUUGGAGACGUGAUGCAGGAGCGGGCGGUCAAGUGCGAGGGGCUGCUGUGGGUCGGCAAGAUCAUCAUCGUGUGCAACCACCGGGUGGCGUCCCACUCCUACGAGCUCUGCCUCUAUCCGCGUUUCCACCUGGACGAGUCCUCCCUUCUGUGCCGCCAGCCUCUCCCAGCGCGGCCUCUAGCGCUGGACGCGUGGGGCGACUACAUCCUGGUGGCCACGCCCCCCUUUGACAUCAAAGUCUUUCAUAUGCACGUGGAGGGGGACGUGUCGCCGCUGCACCUACCUACAGUGCAGCUGCGCACGGUGCGAGAGCUCUCCAUCAUGUCAGCGCGCAAGCCCCUCGUCUCCAUGCGCUUUGUGCCGCGCACAGGGGACGCGGACGCGCAGGGGGACGGGGAGGGGCAGGGGGAUGGCGAAGGAAUCCCAGCCCGAGAGGCGGACGGCCAAGGCGCCAGCACCACCAACAGCAGCACCAACAACAGCGAGCAGAGAUUAUCCAAGGAAGGGGUGCAGCAGGGCGCAGCAAGGAGGGGAGCAGCGGUGAAAUCCGGCAAGGCGAGCAGCACUGGAAAGGCGAGCAUGGUGAAUAAAGACCCGUUGGCAGAGGCAAUGAGGAGGCAGCCCACCAAGUGCAUGCUGCUGCGCACCGAUGGGGAUCUCUCUCUGCUGGACCUGGACAGUGGCAGUGAGAGAGCGCUCGUGGCGGGGGUUGAGAACUUCUGGCUCACUCAGGGAGGGGACGAGGCUGCGGCGGCCUUGAUAGAGGAGGUGCCCUGGUGGGCUUAUGGUCACCGCGGCAUGCAGGUGUGGUACCCCUCCUUAUACCACGACGCAUCAGGGCAGCCAGCGGAGGUGCAGCAGUUAGACCCAGAGCUCGACUUCGACCGCGAGGUGUACCCGCUGGGGGUGUCGCCUGCGGCAGGGGUGAUCGUGGGUGUGAGCCAGCGCCUGUCGCUCUCCUCCUGUGCCGAGAUGCCCUGCUUCGAGCCCACGCCCCAGGCCCAACCGAUUCUGCCCUGCCUGCUCCGGCACUUGCUGCAGCGCAACAAGAUGGAGGAGGCGGUGCAGCUAGCGCACCUCUCAGCCACGCGGCCGCACUUCUCCCACUCCCUCGAGUGGCUGCUCUUCACCAUCUUCGACGCCGAGACCUCCAGUGCGAGCGCACGGAGGCGGCGCAAGGAGGUGAAGAAGGGGCCAAGCUUGCUGGACCGUGCGUGUGAGCUGAUCCGGCAUUUUGGGGAGUACCGAGAUGUGGUGGUCAGCGUGGCUCGCAAGACCGACAGCCGCCACUGGCCUGACCUCUUCGCCUCUGCAGGCAACUCAAACACGCUCUUUGAGGAGUGCUUCGAGAACAAGCAAUAUCGCACCGCCACGUGCUACAUCCUGGUGGUGGAGAAGCUAGAAGGCCCAACCAUUGGGCAGCAAAGCGCCCUGCGGCUCUUGCAGGUGGCAUUGCAAGAGUCUAUGUACGAUUUGGCAGGCGAACUGGUGCGGUUCCUGCUGCGGUCGGGGCGCGAGUACAGCCAGGCAGUGGAGGAGGACGAGAGGGCCAGUGAGAGUCUGCUCAAGAGCUUCUUCUCCUUCGGCUUCACCUCCACAGCUCCCAAGGCGAGGGGGGAUGUGUUGCACACGACAGUGAAGCACAUACUGGGGGAGAAGGCUACGGCUCUCAUGAGCAGCAAGGAGCUCCGGCAGCUGGUGGCGUUCGUUAAAGGCACCCAGUUCGACUUCACUGAGUUCUUGCGGUCGGAUCGAGGCAGGUCCAUUCGCCUGGAAGACUUCCCCACUGCCCUGCGCACCAUCCGCUUCAAGAUCGCCCUGGAGGGCAAUCUGCAGAGCCGGCUGGACGCGGAGUUCCUAUUGGCUCACGUGCGCACCGUGGGCUUCCAUGAGUGGACUGUCGUGCUCGCCACGCUGCUGCAGCGAUCCGAGCUGCACGGUGAAGGGCUGUUUGGUGAAGGGCUGUUUGGUGAAGGGCUAUUUGGUGAAGGGCUGUUUGGUGAAGGGCUGUUUGGUGAAGGGCUGUUUGGUGAAGGGCUGUUCGGUGAAGGGCUGUUCGGUGAAGGGCUGUUUGGUGAAGGGCUGUUUGGUGAAGGGCUGUUUGGUGAAGGGCUGUUUGGUGAAGGGCUGUUUGGUGAAGGGCUGUUUGGUGAAGGGCUGUUUGGUGAAGGGCUGUUUGGUGAAGGGCUGUUUGGUGAAGGGCUGUUUGGUGAAGGGCUGUUUGGUGAAGGGCUGUUUGGUGAAGGGCUGUUUGGUGAAGGGCUGUUUGGUGAAGGGCUGUUUGGUGAAGGGCUGUUUGGUGAAGGGCUGUUUGGUGAAGGGCUGUUUGGUGAAGGGCUGUUUGGUGAAGGGCUGUUUGGUGAAGGGCUGUUUGGUGAAGGGCUGUUUGGUGAAGGGCUGUUUGGUGAAGGGCUGUUUGGUGAAGGGCUGUUUGGUGAAGGGCUGUUUGGUGAAGGGCUGUUUGGUGAAGGGCUGUUUGGUGAAGGGCUGUUUGGUGAAGGGCUGUUUGGUGAAGGGCUGUUUGGUGAAGGGCUGUUUGGUGAAGGGCUGUUUGGUGAAGGGCUGUUUGGUGAAGGGCUGUUUGGUGAAGGGCUGUUUGGUGAAGGGCUGUUUGGUGAAGGGCUGUUUGGUGAAGGGCUGUUUGGUGAAGGGCUGUUUGGUGAAGGGCUGUUUGGUGAAGGGCUGUUUGGUGAAGGGCUGUUUGGUGAAGGGCUGUUUGGUGAAGGGCUGUUUGGUGAAGGGCUGUUUGGUGAAGGGCUGUUUGGUGAAGGGCUGUUUGGGCUGUUUGGUGAAGGGCUGUUUGGUGAAGGGCUGUUUGGUGAAGGGCUGUUUGGUGAAGGGCUGUUUGGUGAAGGGCUGUUUGGUGAAGGGCUGUUUGGUGAAGGGCUGUUUGGUGAAGGGCUGGCUGUUGGUGAAGGGCUGUUUGGUGAAGGGCUGUUUGGUGAAGGGCUGUUUGGUGAAGGGCUGUUUGGUGAAGGGCUGUUUGGUGAAGGGCUGUUUGGUGAAGGGCUGUUUGGUGAAGGGCUGUUUGGUGAAGGGCUGUUUGGUGAAGGGCUGUUUGGUGAAGGGCUGUUUGGUGAAGGGCUGUUUGGUGAAGGGCUGUUUGGUGAAGGGCUGUUUGGUGAAGGGCUGUUUGGUGAAGGGCUGUUUGGUGAAGGGCUGUUUGGUGAAGGGCUGUUUGGUGAAGGGCUGUUUGGUGAAGGGCUGUUUGGUGAAGGGCUGUUUGGUGAAGGGCUGUUUGGUGAAGGGCUGUUUGGUGAAGGGCUGUUUGGUGAAGGGCUGUUUGGUGAAGGGCUGUUUGGUGAAGGGCUGUUUGGUGAAGGGCUGUUUGGUGAAGGGCUGUUUGGUGAAGGGCUGUUUGGUGAAGGGCUGUUUGGUGAAGGGCUGUUUGGUGAAGGGCUGUUUGGUGAAGGGCUGUUUGGUGAAGGGCUGUUUGGUGAAGGGCUGUUUGGUGAAGGGCUGUUUGGUGAAGGGCUGUUUGGUGAAGGGCUGUUUGGUGAAGGGCUGUUUGGUGAAGGGCUGUUUGGUGAAGGGCUGUUUGGUGAAGGGCUGUUUGGUGAAGGGCUGUUUGGUGAAGGGCUGUUUGGUGAAGGGCUGUUUGGUGAAGGGCUGUUUGGUGAAGGGCUGUUUGGUGAAGGGCUGUUUGGUGAAGGGCUGUUUGGUGAAGGGCUGUUUGGUGAAGGGCUGUUUGGUGAAGGGCUGUUUGGUGAAGGGCUGUUUGGUGAAGGGCUGUUUGGUGAAGGGCUGUUUGGUGAAGGGCUGUUUGGUGAAGGGCUGUUUGGUGAAGGGCUGUUUGGUGAAGGGCUGUUUGGUGAAGGGCUGUUUGGUGAAGGGCUGUUUGGUGAAGGGCUGUUUGGUGAAGGGCUGUUUGGUGAAGGGCUGUUUGGUGAAGGGCUGUUUGGUGAAGGGCUGUUUGGUGAAGGGCUGUUUGGUGAAGGGCUGUUUGGUGAAGGGCUGUUUGGUGAAGGGCUGUUUGGUGAAGGGCUGUUUGGUGAAGGGCUGUUUGGUGAAGGGCUGUUUGGUGAAGGGCUGUUUGGUGAAGGGCUGUUUGGUGAAGGGCUGUUUGGUGAAGGGCUGUUUGGUGAAGGGCUGUUUGGUGAAGGGCUGUUUGGUGAAGGGCUGUUUGGUGAAGGGCUGUUUGGUGAAGGGCUGUUUGGUGAAGGGCUGUUUGGUGAAGGGCUGUUUGGUGAAGGGCUGUUUGGUGAAGGGCUGUUUGGUGAAGGGCUGUUUGGUGAAGGGCUGUUUGGUGAAGGGCUGUUUGGUGAAGGGCUGUUUGGUGAAGGGCUGUUUGGUGAAGGGCUGUUUGGUGAAGGGCUGUUUGGUGAAGGGCUGUUUGGUGAAGGGCUGUUUGGUGAAGGGCUGUUUGGUGAAGGGCUGUUUGGUGAAGGGCUGUUUGGUGAAGGGCUGUUUGGUGAAGGGCUGUUUGGUGAAGGGCUGUUUGGUGAAGGGCUGUUUGGUGAAGGGCUGUUUGGUGAAGGGCUGUUUGGUGAAGGGCUGUUUGGUGAAGGGCUGUUUGGUGAAGGGCUGUUUGGUGAAGGGCUGUUUGGUGAAGGGCUGUUUGGUGAAGGGCUGUUUGGUGAAGGGCUGUUUGGUGAAGGGCUGUUUGGUGAAGGGCUGUUUGGUGAAGGGCUGUUUGGUGAAGGGCUGUUUGGUGAAGGGCUGUUUGGUGAAGGGUUGUUUGGUGAAGGGCUGUUUGGUGAAGGGCUGUUUGUGAAGGGCUGGCUGUUUGGUGAAGGGCUGUUUGGUGAAGGGCUGUUUGGUGAAGGGCUGUUUGGUGAAGGGCUGUUUGGUGAAGGGCUGUUUGGUGAAGGGCUGUUUGGUGAAGGGCUGUUUGGUGAAGGGCUGUUUGGUGAAGGGCUGUUUGGUGAAGGGCUGUUUGGUGAAGGGCUGUUUGUGAAGGGCUGA